Molecule: messenger RNA, 1920 nt
Organism: Microbotryum saponariae
Lineage: Eukaryota; Fungi; Basidiomycota; Microbotryomycetes; Microbotryales; Microbotryaceae
Source: the annotation of a GenBank genome assembly
AUGACCUUCACCGCCUUACCCCACCCGCCUUCAACAUCUUCGGUCCCAGUCGUCUCACCGUCCAACCGCAAGAAAGUGUGCAUCAUCGGUGGAGGAGCUUCGGGUCUCUCCUUACUCCCACUCGCAUUGGAGCAAGACCUCGUACCGACGCUCUACGAGGCCAAAGACUCGACGGGCGGUGCUUGGGUCCUCGAUCCCGAACCGGGACGACCUCACUUCCAUUUCGACUCGGAAGGUUCACUCGAUAGGAUCGUAGGCAGCAAAGGGGACGACUUCACACCCAUGUAUCCUGGAUUACGCGCCAACGUACCCGUAGUAAGCUCGACCGCUCCAGCCAGGCUUCCGUCCUUUCGUCACGAGCUCAGGACUGACCCUUGCAUUCAUUACAUCCAGUCAUUAAUGCAAUACAGAGGUCAGCCAUUCAAAAAUCAUGUGGUGAGCAGUCUUCCUCACCACAAACUGAGCUUCCGGCAUAGCUGACGUCCGGAAACGACUUUCUCCCUCUCUCUCUUCGUUCCCGACCCACACAGCCCCUGUUCCCCGCGGCGUCCCAUGUCGCCGACUAUCUCCACGACGUCGCCUCGGGAUAUUCUCAAUACAUCAAAUUAUCACACCGGGUCGCCUCUCUGAGAUACACGACCCCCGAAGAUGGCGGUGAACAGCUGCGAUGGCUCGUCCAAGUCUCGACCCAGAACGUUCAUUCGGUAAAUCCCGAGGCGAUGUCUGAGAGGGUCCGAAGCGAAAGGUGAAAGCCGAUGCUGAUGCAUUCUCCCAAAUGUUCACAUCUCUCUUUUCAGACUGAACAGUAUGAUUUCGUCGCAAUAGCGAAUGGACACUACUCGAAACCGUACGUACCCUCGAUCGAAGGACUGCACACCUUCACAGGCGAUCUGUGGCACUCAAAAUGGUGGCGAAAGGCUGAAGAGUUUGCCAAUCAGGUAAGCUACAACGCGCUUUCAAGUUUUGGGGCAACUUGAAUCAUAACCCAGCUCCCUUUCAAUCCUCGUAUAGACGGUCUUGGUGGUUGGCAACGGAGCAUCGGGCUUCGAUGUCGCUCGUGAACUUGCCGAGUCCCUCUCGGAACGACGGACAGCGGAUCCCUCAGCAGCUCUGCCACGGCUUUAUCAAUCGUCGAGAUCGAUAUCACCUGUCUAUGGUACUGUCGAUGCUGAUGCUGCACCUGGCUGGUGGAAUGAGAUCGCUCAAGUGCCUGCGAUCAGGAAGAUCGAGGGCAGCCGGAUCGAGCUCGAGGAUGAGUCGAUUCUCGAGGACGUCGAUGUUAUGUGAGUGAAGCAGUCGCGCCUUCUCAAAGGACAAUUGACAUGAAUCUGAAGCCAUUGCAAUUCUAUCACAUUCCCACAGUAUCUUCGCAACAGGUUAUUACCUCGCAUUCCCCUUCUGCUCCCCUACCCACGAGCCCUUCGCUUCUCACCCUCUGACCAAGGCGCCGGAAGGAGGUCUGAGAGUACACCAUCUCGACGAUCGAGAUCUGUUCUAUCUGCCCGAUCCCACGCUCACUUUAGUGGGUCUCCCGUAUCUGGUGAGUUUGAGACCCUGAUCGUCUAUACAUCACAAGAUGUUGGCCCCUUGAGCUCCCGUGAUAACCUAUCAUCCGAUUCACAUUUCCAGGUCCUGCCCUUCUCCCUCGCGCAAAUUCAAUCUCUCCUUACAGCCCACCACUGGUCCUCCUCUCAUCCCCCACUCCAAAUACUUCCCGGCGUUCCUGAAUCCGAACCCGAAGAUCGCAAACUCCUUGUCUACGGCCAUCCCAAACAAUUCGAUCGUCAUGAUCAAUGGCUCCUCGAAAUGGGGAAAGGGGCGAACCUCCCUGAUGAUGCAUUUUGGUGCAAGACUCCUGCAGCGAUGAGGGAUUUGAGGGUGGGAGGGAGGGCGUUGAGGAAAGGGGUGUUGGGCUAUUGA